Fusarium odoratissimum NRRL 54006 is the source of this 1821-nucleotide messenger RNA. RefSeq lists its product as uncharacterized. NCBI's taxonomy places the organism in Eukaryota, Fungi, Ascomycota, Sordariomycetes, Hypocreales, Nectriaceae. Bases 165 to 1631 code for a protein of 488 amino acids. The transcript has a single exon. The record is from RefSeq and is a predicted model, not a curated record.
AUGUUUCUGCUCAGCUUCUGGUUCUCUCCAUCGCCACUUUCCUUCGCUCUUUUAUUUCAUCACUAGACUUUCAGUUGCAGGCAUCUGUGGUCAGUCUUUUUUCACGAUCUUUUCCCUCUUUUUUAUUUCCUUCAAGUACAUUAUAUCCUUCUUUUAAGAUCAAAAUGGCUGUCCUUAACCUUGUCACUUUGGCUUUGGCCCUUUCUUCUCCGGCCAUGGCCCGACCUCGCCCACAGUUUGGCAACGGCGGCGAUGCCCAAACACCCGGUGCUGGUCUCGGCGGUGCUCUCCCUACUGUCCUUCCCAGUGGUGGCUCUGGCCUCAUUCCUUCUGGUCUUCCCAGCCUAGGAGGCGGUAACGGAGGUGCCAUCCCAACCCCUGGCAGUGGCUUCAACUUGCCCGGCAGCGGCAGUGGUAACGAUGCUCCUGCUACCACUCCGGGCACUGGCGGUGGCUUCUUUGGUGGCGGCCGUGGUGGUGGCAUUCCCGGCCUUGGAAACCUCCCAUUCUUUGGAGGAGGUAACGGAGGCAACGGUGGUAACGGAGGUGGCUUCUUCGGCGGUGGCGGUAACACCAAUACUCCCCCCGCCGCAGCUCCAAGCGGUGGUCUGCCUGGAGGAAAUGAUGGCAACACCGGCGGUGAUGCUUCUGUCCCUGCUCCUAUUCAAACUCCGGGCACCGGUGGUGUACAAGGUGCAUCCAGUGGCUUCCGAGGCCGUGGUCGAUCUCGCAACCAAGACUCACCUUCGACCCCUGGAGGCAGUGGUAACUCUGAGGGUGGAAACGGUGGCGGCCUCAGUGGAAGCCAGCCGAGCGGUGCCAUCCCUACUUUCGUUGCCGGACCCGGUAACGGUUUCGGCGAGGGAGGCAAUGGUGGUAACGGAGGAAACGGUGGAAAUGGAGGAAACGGCGAUGCCACUGAGGCUCCUGUCGCUCCCACUCUUGUCCCUACCCCAGGCAGUGGACUCGAGGGCCCAGGCACUGCUCCCAGCGGCGUCAUCCCUACUUUCGUUGCUGGACCAGGAAACGGUUUCGGUGAGGGUAACAGCCCUGGCACCCCUAGCGCUCCCAUUCAGACUCCUGGCAGCGGAAACCAGCCUGGCGGUGGUCUAGGUGGAAGCCAGCCCAGUGGUACCAUUCCUACUUUUGUCGCUGGACCUGGCAAUGGUUUCGGUGAGGGGGGCAACUCUGGCAGCCCUGACACUCCCGUCCAGACACCCGGCAGUGGAAGCUCACCCGGAGGUGACCUCACUCAACCUGGCAGCGGAAACGGCAGCGGAAACGGCAGUGGAAACGGCAGUGGAAACGACAACGGAAACGGCAACCUCCCUGGCGGUGAUCAGACUCAGCCCAGCGGUGUCAUUCCUACCUUCGUCGCUGGACCUGGUAACGGUUUCGGCGGUGGUAACGGUCCCGUCGCUACCCCUACUCCCGGUGCUGGCCUGGGUGGCGGUAACAACAACACCCCCGGUGUCCCUGAGACUCCCGUUCAGACCCCAGGAGCCGGUAGCGGCAGCGGAAGCCAGCCUGGAGGUGCUAUCCCAACCUUCGUUGCUGGCCCCGGCCAAGGCUUCGGUGGUGGCGAUGGCCAGAACGGAGGCUUCCAGAAGCGAGCUCGAUCGUCUAAGUAAACGGAUUCAUGUUGAGUAGACAAUGAUUUUGAUGGAUCUUCUAUGUUUAGGAAAUGAAGAGAAUAAUUCGUAUUCCUAUAAUUCUUGGGUGAAAAGCAGGGCUUAGCACUUCACUAUGUAUCUACCUCCAUGGCAGCACCUUGGGUUGUCGAUAGAGCAAUUUUGGCGAACAUAUCUUCCUUCCAGUGCA